AUGGCACACGUCGCGGAAAAGACGUCGGGGGACUCUUCAGGUCUCACUGAUCAGCUCUCGAGCGGGAACUUGGGUGGUGGGUUAUGGGAAUACUAUAAGAAAAUCGUCAUGGAGGAGGGGGCCGACUUCAACGAACUGUCCGAUACAUCCAUGAACGGCGUCCUUACCUUCGCCGGUCUCUUCGCUGCCACGCUUGCGGCGUUUCUAGCUGAGACGUAUAAAUCGCUUUCGCCCGAUUCAGACGAGUCUGGAGGCGACCUGACGUCCUCAGCAGUCGUGAUAAACACGCUCUGGGUCGUGGCCCUGGUCAUCUCACUGCUAUGCGCGCUUUUAGCAACUCUCAUCCAAGACUGGACGAAGACUUUCCUCAGAGCGCAGGCUCACCCGACGGCGGUGACUCUGGAGCAGCAGUGCCUUGAACAUAUGUCGGCGCAUAUGGGAGCGCAACGCUACGGCCUACCACUCGCGCCCAGACUUGUCGUCGGCCUCUUGCACGCAGCUGUCGUUCUCUUUCUGGCAGGGAUAGUCGUCUUCUUUUGGCAUCUGAACCCCAUCCCAGCUCGUGCAGCCCUCGGCGUGGCGGGAGGAUCUAUCUUCAUUUACGCCGUCGCAAGCGCCUUGCCCCUGUUCGACGCGUCGUGUCCCUUUCGCACUCCCUUGACAGACGUCUACGUCUUCAUCAUCAUGCUUGUGACGGUCAUCGUCCCCGGAGCCCUCGUCUACGCGUGUCUGCUCAUUGCCGCAGCGUGGCAGAGAAUCACCAAAGGGCCCCUUAAUCCUGGCAUUCGCCGAACGCUCAACCCCGUCAUGAUGGCGUCUCAGCUCAAGGAUCCUUACGCCACUUCACGAGUAUACCAUGCCAUAAAGGACUACUUUACGCGGCGCAAGUCCGAGGAACCUCCACCCCUGCUGCCUCUGGUCUUCGACGCCAUCAUGGGUAACGACCAAAUCGACGAAACAGCCGUGAACGCGGAGAAAGUGAGGUUCCUCUGGGAUCGCGUGGGGCCCUAUGCGAUGGAGCAUCCAGAAGCUCUACAGUACGUCGUAGGGGCGCUCAUCGACGGAUGGUCCCCUGUCGUGGACGACAUGCUCAUAGGACUAUGUUACGACGCAGCUGAGUUGCCGAAGAUUGCCGCCGCCCUGGGAUCUGUUCACACUACAUUCGCAGCAACAUCCAUGUUGCGGCUGCUUCAGUUGCUGUUUCAAGCAGAGGACGCGAACGAUCGGGCCUUAAGGGCCACAGUCGGCCAGGGCGUUCGGUGGCAGGCGACUGACGCAAUCGUGGACGCCUUCGCGGGCUUUACUCGACAAUUAGACGCGCUACGUCAGGCGGAGAUAGAGCAGAGGAGCACGGAACUGCUCGCCGCGCUAUCGAGUUUCCGGACCACGCUCCUCCAGCUCUUGAUCCACACGUCCCCGUCGUCCCGAGAUGCGAAAGCGCGGACCCAGAUCUUGAGGAUGUUCGCCGAGUUGCAGCGCUACGACGGAACCAAGCUUCAACGCGUUUCCGCUGACGAUCCCGAGGACAUGAUGGGCCUUUUAAGCCUUGAUCGCGGCGACGCCGUGAAGGUCGUCGUUGCGAAGCUCGCAUCUCGCAAUUGUCUUACCCUCAUCGCCGGUGCCAAGGAGAGCGAUUGGGAGGGGGCUUGGGAUAACCCUGACCGACGUUAUCUGCGCCGAACUACUCCUGGCACAUUGCGCUGGCGCGAGCUGUUCCCAGCCGCCGCCCAGCGUGGGACUUCGGCCGCCUCUGCCUUUUUUCGCGAUUUUCUCAAAGACGUCGGCCUAGGUCAUUGGCUUGUGGCAGGAUCAGCAUUCACCACUCCUCCGCACACCUCUCUGAAGGCAGCGGCGGUUGUCGCGCUACGUGACGUAGCGAACACAGUCGACUUCCGCCCGCUUAUCCAAGAACCGAGUCGCGCAGACCAUGAUCUGACUAGCGCCUCGACCGCGGCUGAGAGGUUCGAGAUACCCGGCUCCCCCAGGCUAGACAAGGUUGAGGAAGGGACGUUAAGUUUGUCGCACGAGUAG
Messenger RNA from Peniophora sp. CBMAI 1063, 2031 nucleotides. NCBI's taxonomy places the organism in Eukaryota, Fungi, Basidiomycota, Agaricomycetes, Russulales, Peniophoraceae. The record is from the annotation of a GenBank genome assembly.